GCUGGGCGCAGAGUUGAGCGACCUAAUUGGUCGCUCAACCUAUUCUGUAACCGACAACCCUGGGUAUGACAGAGCAUGUUAACCUUUCUUUGUGAAACAGACCCCGGAAGAAUAUAUCGCGUAGCCCCAUCCUACUCAAAAUUCAGACAAAGUCCUUCAGUGUUUAGCUGGAACCUUCGCCGACCGUACUCUUUUGUUCCAUUCACUCUGCUCGGAACCAUGACUGAAGCGGACUUAUACACUCUGUACAAAGGCGUUUAUGUACCUAAUGUGAUACAUAGCCCAGAGAGCCUCAACUACUGCGAGGAGUUUACGUUUCGUCCUGACGACGUUGUCAUCGUAACAUAUCCAAAGUCAGGUACAACUUGGAUGCAGGAAAUUCUUCCCUUGAUCAUAAGUGGAGGUGAUCCGGCCUCUGUUGAGUCUCUGCCUAACUGGGACCGUGUUCCCUGGCUGGAGGAGACCCGGGCCUCCAUUCUACAGCUCGAGGAGAGGCCAUCUCCGCGCAUGCUCACAACCCACCUCCACUAUGACAUGAUGCCGCCGUCCUUCUUUCAAGCAAAGCCAAAGGUGAUAUACAUCAUGAGGAACCCGAAAGACGUGUUUACAUCUUCCUUUCACUAUUGCAACAUGGCGUCAUUCUUGGUGAAACCAGGUCCGCAGAGCGAAUUUCUCCAAAAGUUUCUUGAUGGAAAAGUUAUUUUUGGUUCCUGGUUUGACCAUGUAAAAGGGUGGCUGAAUGCUGAAGAGAAGCAGCAUAUCAUGUACAUCUCCUAUGAGGAGUUGAUAAAGCAGGACCUGAACGAAUCUGUGAACAGAAUCACUCAGUUCCUAGGGAAGGCAUUGGAUCCCGAGGUGAUAGAGAAGAUAGCUGACAGGUGUUUAUUCAUAAACAUGAAGAACAACCCCGUGUCCAACUACUCAGUGGUGCCUCGGGAAUUCAUGGACCAAACAAAGGGUCAAUUCCUUCGUAAAGGAGUAGCUGGAGACUGGAAGAACCAUCUUACACCAGAAGAGGCAGAACACUUUGAUGCAAUUUUCAAAGAAAAAAUGAAAGAUGUGAAAUAUAAAUUUGCUUGGGAUUAAACCAGUAAAUGCAUGAAUAUGCCAGACCACUGACUGAAAACACAUUACUGGGUUUAAAAAAAAAGCAUCUCAAACUUAGACCUCUUGUUUGGUGUCCUAGGUCAGUUACAAAACAAAACAACAAUACUGUGAUCCAAUUACCUGGGAGGUCAAAACUUCCCAGGUAAUUGAAUCUGGGGUAAAUUAAACCUCAACUAUGUUUUAGUUGAUAGUUGGAAAACCAGUGGAAACAGCUAACUGUUGUUUUUAGUGAUCAGACUAACUACAUUAUGCAAUGUAAGCUAAAGACAAUGUAUUUCUCAGCAUUUAAUACAUUCCAAUAUAGUAGAAACACUUCUACUACCAUAGUUUCUCAGUAGUUUAGUUAUUCAGAAUCAGCUUUAUUGCCAAGUUCGUACAUACAAACAAGGAAUUUGACGCCGGUACACUUUGCUCUUUGGUUUUGUUUUUGUAUUACACAAUAUACAUAUUUACAA
Messenger RNA from Girardinichthys multiradiatus, 1562 nucleotides. Its product is annotated as sulfotransferase 2A1-like. Lineage: Eukaryota; Metazoa; Chordata; Actinopteri; Cyprinodontiformes; Goodeidae. The record is from RefSeq and is a predicted model, not a curated record. The transcript is spliced from 6 exons. Gene Ontology annotation, molecular function: sulfotransferase activity. Gene Ontology annotation, biological process: sulfation. Gene Ontology annotation, cellular component: cytoplasm. The coding region runs from base 76 to 1086 and encodes 336 amino acids.